Messenger RNA from Phodopus roborovskii (desert hamster), 1533 nucleotides. It is a transcript of the gene Trnt1, whose product is annotated as tRNA nucleotidyl transferase 1. Gene Ontology annotation, biological process: RNA processing. Gene Ontology annotation, molecular function: nucleotidyltransferase activity; RNA binding. NCBI's taxonomy places the organism in Eukaryota, Metazoa, Chordata, Mammalia, Rodentia, Cricetidae. The record is from RefSeq and is a predicted model, not a curated record.
AUGCUACAGCAGACUGUUCCUUGGCACAGGCAGGUCCUGAGCUGUAGUUGGAGUAGAUUGUGCCUUCUGAAGCGACACCUAUUUACAAUGAAGUUGCAGUCUCCAGAAUUCCAGUCACUUUUCACAGAAGGAUUGAAGAGCCUGACAGAAUUAUUUGCCAAAGAGAAUCAUGAAUUAAGAAUAGCAGGAGGAGCAGUAAGGGAUUUACUAAAUGGGGUGAAGCCUCAAGAUGUGGAUUUCGCCACCACUGCUCCUACUCAGAUGAAGGAGAUGUUCCAGUCAGCUGGCGUGCGCAUGAUAAACAACAAAGGAGAGAAGCAUGGGACGAUCACUGCCAGGCUUCAUGAAGAAAAUUUUGAAGUUACCACACUCCGGAUUGAUGUCACCACUGAUGGAAGACAUGCUGAGGUAGAAUUCACAACUGACUGGCAGAAGGAUGCUGAACGCAGAGACCUCACCAUAAACUCUAUGUUCCUAGGGUUUGAUGGUACCUUGUUUGAUUAUUUUAAUGGAUAUGCAGAUUUAAAAAAUAAAAAAGUUCGAUUUGUUGGACAUGCUAAGCAGAGAAUUCAAGAAGAUUAUCGGAUUUUAAGGUAUUUCAGGUUUUAUGGCAGAAUUGUCGACAAACCUGGUGACCAUGACCAUGAGACACUAGAAGCAAUUGCAGAAAAUGCCAAAGGCUUGGCUGGAAUAUCCGAGAGGAUUUGGGUAGAGCUGAAGAAAAUUCUUACUGGUGACCAUGUAAACCAUUUGAUCCACCUGAUCUAUGAUCUUGAUGUGGCUCCUCACAUAGGUUUACCUCCUAAUGCAAAUUUAGAAGAAUUUAACAAAGUCAGUAAAAAUGUUGAAGGCUUUUCACCAAAACCAAUGACUCUUUUGGCCUCUUUAUUUAAAGUACAAGAUGAUGUCACAAAACUGGAUUUGAGAUUGAAAAUUUCUAAAGAAGAGAAAAACUUGGGUUUAUUUAUAGUUAAAAACAGGAAAGAUUUGAUUAAAGCAACAGAUAGUUCAGAACCAUUGAGGCCAUAUCAAGACUUCGUUAUAGAUUCAAGGGAACCGGAUGCAAUUGCCCGUGUGUGUGAGCUGCUGAAGUACCAAGGAGAGCAUGGUCUUCUCAAGGAGAUGCAGCAGUGGUCUGUCCCACCAUUCCCUGUGAGUGGACAUGACAUCAGGAAAGUGGGCAUUUCUUCAGGGAAGGAAAUUGGGGCCCUGUUACAGCAGUUGCGUGAACAAUGGAAGAAAAGCGGUUACCAAAUGGAAAAAGAUGAACUUUUAAGUUACAUAAAGAAGACUUAAAAUGAGCUCCAUACAGAACAAUGGAAAGUCUUGAAGCUUCACUUAAGACUAAACGAAGAGCCAACAAAAGACAGUGAACACAACCAUAUUACCCAGGAAACCAGCUGUGUACUGUAGAAGGCCGACCUAUCAGAUUCAGGUUGGAAGCUUUAUACACAGUCAGUGUCUCAUGUACAUAUCCAUGAGGAUUCACAUAUGCUGCCAUUGGACCACACAAGGAUAAACUGGAACAAAGAA